AUGACAGAAGCCAGUGGACAAGUUACUCUUGAGACUCACCAUGAAGAACUGGUUCAUGAUGCUAAACUUGAUUAUUAUGGAAAGAAAAUGGCAACAUGUUCAUCGGAUUUUACUGUAAAGAUUUUUGAAAUAGAAGGUGAAAAUCAUCGAGAAAUUGAAACGUUGAAGGGUCAUGAAGGGCCAGUUUGGCAAGUCGAUUGGGCACAUCCAAAAUUUGGGAAUAUACUUGCAUCAUGUUCAUAUGAUAAUAAGGUUAUUAUUUGGAAAGAACAAAAUGGAUCUUGGGGGAAAAUUAAAGAACAUACGUUACAUACUGCAUCUGUAAAUUCUGUUGCUUGGGCACCUCAUGAAAUCGGACCAAUUUUAGCAUGUGCAUCAUCAGAUGGAAAAGUUUCAAUUCUAACAUUUAAAGAUGAUGGAACAUGGGAUGCACAUUUAUAUGAUGCACAUCAUAUUGGUGUUAAUUCUGUAGACUGGGCGCCUGCUACAAUACCUGGUGCGCUUGUCCAGACUCUUGGUGGAGCAAUAAAUGUCAAUAUUACAAAAAAAUUUGUAACUGCAGAUGAUGUUAAAGAAUGGAAAGAAGAAAGCACAUUAGAAGGGCAUACUGAUUGGGUUCGCGAUGUUGCUUGGGCUCCUAAUCUAGGACUUCCUAAAAGUUGUUUAGCAAGUGCGUCCCAGGAUAAAACUGUUUUAAUUUGGACUCAAGAAAGUCCAAAUUCUCAAUGGGUCAAAAAAUUACUUCACAAUGAAAAAUUUUCUGAUGCAGCAUUGAGCGUUAAAUGGUCAUUAUCCGGUAAUGUUUUAGCUGUGGCAACUUCUGAUAAUAAGGUAACAUUUUGGAAAGAAAACUUAAAAGGAGAAUGGGAAAUGUUGACAGAAAUGACAGAAUAG
Entrophospora sp. SA101 is the source of this 894-nucleotide messenger RNA. Lineage: Eukaryota; Fungi; Glomeromycota; Glomeromycetes; Entrophosporales; Entrophosporaceae. The record is from the annotation of a GenBank genome assembly.